This is a messenger RNA of Grosmannia clavigera kw1407, 1059 nucleotides long. RefSeq lists its product as uncharacterized. Lineage: Eukaryota; Fungi; Ascomycota; Sordariomycetes; Ophiostomatales; Ophiostomataceae. The coding region runs from base 1 to 1059 and encodes 352 amino acids. The record is from RefSeq and is a predicted model, not a curated record. The transcript has a single exon.
AUGCCUCCCAGGCUGAUGAUACGGUCCGGCAGCGUGCUGGGCCAGGCCAGAUGCAGCGGCGGCAAUGUGCCAUUCUCGUUGAUCGGCCGGCCUUGUGCAGCUGCUCGAAGCUUUGCGUCCUCGCGCGAUCUGGCGACCGACAAGACGGCUUCUGCGGCCAGCGGCAGCAGCAGUUCUGAUUCCGAGCCUCCGCGGAUACCACCCGAAUCACCGCGCUACAUCAACGUUCCCACACCCCCACAGUCUGAGGAGAUCCGCCGGCCGCCGCAACGGGGUCACCUCCCAAUUCCCCGGGACAUUUUCCACCUCAAGUCGUCCGCGGCAGCCAAAGACGGUGCGGAUGGGGAGUCGCAGCUGAAGAAGUCGGAUGCGGCCGCCUGGACGGCUGCUGCGGCGCCGCGGUCGCAGGCUGAGGAGCGCGGCGAGCCGCCCCGGAACGAGCGCGAAGCCUGGCGCCGGCGCCUGGCCGACAGCCGGCGAGAAAGUCUCGAGGCCGGUCUGUCCGGUUUGUGGGAGCGCCAGCAACAGCGCCAGCAGCGCGGGCGGGCGCGGGCGGAAAACGUGGCUAACCGAAAUCGGCGGGCUGCGCUGCUCAAACCAGACCACCAGGACGACGUGCUCACGCGGUCGUCGGUGCGUGAGGUCACGUCCAAGAUGACGGCUGUCAUUCGUGAUCCCCAUCGCCACGAGCGGCAGGCCGAGUCGGCCGCUCGCACGGCCGCGAUUGCGCAGUUUAAGCGCGAGGGCCGCCGUGACGCCCUGAUGGAGCUCUAUCAGGCGGCCGGCAAGUUCAUCGUCGACGAGGAAGAACUAGGACGCAAGGUGGACGAGCUGUUCCGGCCCGACUACUUCAAGGAGGAGGGCUACAGCUACGGGACGGUCAAUGCGGAGAACAUCUGGGACGUCGUGGGCAAGCCGUCGACGGUGCAGGACAUGAUGAGCGGCAUAACGCGGACAGAAACGAAGCUAUACGACUCCAAGCGGACGGAGGUCGACCGUACGACGAAGCGGCAGAAGCUGGUGGCGGAGGCACUCACUGGCGGCAAGAUGCCGGUCUAA